CCUUGCCCCAGACGCAGGUUUGUCUUUCUCUUCCCUCUGUCUCCAGGCGCACGCUGCAGUACGUUCCGGAGCCACCAUGGUCAGCGAAUCUCCCGGCGGCCUCUGGAGGCCCGGGUUGCCUGGGGAGGCACUCAAUGUGAAUGUGGGUGGCGUGCGGCGCCGGCUCAGCCCGCGGGCGCUGGCGCAGUUUCCCGACACGCGGCUGGGCCGCCUGCAGGCCGCCGCGUCGGAGGAGCAAGCCCGCCAGCUGUGCGACGACUAUGACCCCAGCAAGCGAGAGUUUUACUUUGACCGGCACCCAGGCUUCUUCCUGUGCCUGCUCCACUUCUACCGCACGGGCCGGCUGCACGUGCUCGAGGAGCUGUGCGUCUUCGCCUUUGGCCAGGAAGCUGAGUACUGGGGGCUGGGCGACUGCUUCCUGGCGGCCUGCUGCAGCGGCCGCUACCACGAGCGGCGCCUCGAGCGCCACAGGCGCAGCUGGGACGAGGAGAGCGACGUGAGCAGCGUGGACACGUCCCCAGACGAGAUCUCCGACUUCAACCAGGACCUGCAGCGCUACCGCGCGGUGCGCUGCGGCCAGCUGCGCAAGCGCCUUUGGCUGACCAUGGAGAACCCGGGCUACUCCCUGCCGAGCAAGCUCUUCAGCUGCGUCUCCAUCGGCGUCGUGCUGGUCUCAAUCGCGGCCAUGUGCAUCCACAGCCUCCCGGAGUACCAGGACCACGAUGAGGAUGACGUGGCUGUGGCCCACCCACUCUUGUUGCGCCUCGAAUACUUCUGCAUUGCCUGGUUCAGCUUCGAGGUGGCCUCCCGCCUGCUGCUGGCCCCAAGCCUGCCCCGCUUCUUCCGGCACCCGCUCAACCUCAUCGACAUUGUUUCCGUGCUGCCUUUCUACCUCACGCUGCUUGUGAGUGUCAUGCUGGGCCGGUCCUCGAAGCUGGGCAGCAUGGGGAAGGUGGUGCAAGUCUUCAGGCUCAUGCGCAUCUUUCGGGUGCUCAAACUGGCCCGCCACUCCACCGGGCUCCGCUCCCUGGGGGCCACCCUUAAGCAUAGCUACCGGGAGGUGGGCAUCCUGCUUCUGUACCUGGCUGUGGGAGUGUCUGUGUUCUCUGGUGUGGCCUACACGGCUGAGAAGGAGGAAGACGUGGGAUUUGACACGAUCCCGGCCUGCUGGUGGUGGGGCACAGUGAGCAUGACGACCGUGGGCUACGGGGACGUGGUGCCUGUGACUGUGGCGGGCAAGCUGGCCGCCUCGGGUUGCAUUCUGGGAGGCAUCCUGGUGGUGGCUCUCCCUAUCACCAUCAUCUUCAACAAAUUCUCCCAUUUCUACCGACGCCAGAAAGCCCUGGAGGCGGCCGUGCGGAACAGUGACCAGCAGGAGGCCAGCCUCUCUGUGGAUGCCUCCAGCACCGAAGAGGGCCCCUCUCAGGCUUCCAAUGAGACAUCUCAGGAGGGAAACUUCCCAGAGCCCAGGCCCCGAGCGUCUGAUUUGGCCCGCAUGUCAUAGAUCGUAGGUCAUAGGACUUAGAAGUGGGAGGGACCCUAGACACCAUCUAGUCUUCAGCUGCAAAUGGAGAAGAUUGAGACCCACGGGUUAAAUGAUUUGCCCUAACAAACAGCAGAACCAGGAUUAGAAUCCCAGGUCUUCUGAUUACACUUUCAUUAUUUUUUCCACUUUUCUCAGCUGCCUUCUCAAGUCUGUGAAAAUCAAGGUCCAUGGAUAUGUCUUUUCUGCCCUUCAGCUGCUCACACCUAUCUGGCUAAAAGUGGCCAAAAGCUGAAAACCUGGAGAUACCCCUCCCCAAGUGGUUCUGGAGCCUUGGAGUGGGAAAGGAUCAUCUCCUUCCUCACCUAAGGAAUAUUCAGGGGGAAAGCCUACAAUCAGUGAGAAGGUAGGCCUGGGAACUCCCACUUUUCUUCUGAAAAUCCAUAGAGGCCUCCAACUGCUUUUCAGAGUAGCUCUCACCAUGGUAUCCCAAAAGAAAAGGCAAGUAUAGAGGAGAUAUUUUAUGGGCUGAGUCCUAAAGUAGAAAUUCCCAUUAGAACUGGGUAAAGUAUGGGGAGAUGGCCUUUAUUUCUGAGACUGAAAGCAUCAAGUUUAUGGGAUAGGGCUGUUUUCCUUUCAUCUAAGAGGAUGGCAGCCAGCAUAUGAAUGGCCUUCUGGUAUUGAAGGAACUGGUGAUAUUUAACCUGGAGAAAAGACCUAGAGAGGGAAAGGAUAACUGACUUGUUGUAUUUGAAGGGCUGUCAUGUGGAAAAGGAAUCACCUAUUUGGUCCUAGAGGGCAGAGUUAAGGAGCAGUGAGUGGAAGUUGCAAAAGAAGCAAACUUAAGUUUGUCUGAAGGAAAAACUUAACCAUUAGAGGUGGGAUGGGCUGCUUUGGGCACUUCCCUUUUUGGAGGGCUUCAAGGAAAAGUGGAAUAAGUACUAGCAGGACAAGUGGAGAAUACUUCUUAGGUAUAGAUCGGACUGUCAUCUUAAGUAUGUACUCUGACAUCCUCCCAGCUCUGAAAUUCUGCCAUUCUUUAAAUCUAUGUUGCCUGGUGAUUCACAUAUCCUUGGGCCCCAUAGGGACAUGAUUCUAGGAUUUUCAGUUUUAGCCUCAGUAUGGUUCUACGUAGGACUCCUUUCUCCUCAUUUCCUAAGUGAGCUAAAGCAUCCUGAUUCUUCGGUUAAGCUGAGCCAGCCCUUCAAGAGUUAGGUCUUGUGUCUCCCACGCUCCUUGUUUUGGCCAGAUUUCACAACUGUACACAUCCUUUCCUGCCCACUCUCAUACUCACUGAGACCUGCCCUUGAGCUCUUCAACAAGGCUUGAUUGCUUCCUGCACUCUCUCUUUUGAGACAGUGUCUGUUUGGGGGUAUCUGACCAAUCAGGUCCUGCCCAGUUUUAGAGCUCAAAUCACCUUGUCUCCAGACUGUAGCAGCCGUAGCAUCAAAAUGAGAAGCUUGCGGAAGUGAGGAGGAAGGACUUUGGAUCUGAAAGGAAAGGACCUGGUUUUGAAUCUCAACUGUGCUAUGUAUUCCCUGUCUUACUUUGGCCCCUCAUUUUGCUUUUUCAGCCCAGUUAUCUAUCUAUAAAAAAGAGAGGGUUAGACUAGAUGGUAUCUAAAGUCUACUUAACCUCUGGUAUGUUCUAAGGUCACUUUCAGUUCUGUGUUCCUAUGGUCUUAUUCUUCGGCAAUUUUAGGGAUGUCUGACCUUGGCCCUUCUUGAGUCAAUGCUACUGCUUGCUGAGUAAAAGAAGUUCUACCCCUGCCAGCUUUCCUGGUCUGAGCUUGGGAUUCAUUAGCCAAGUCUUCCUCCUGCUUUUGCUUCUGCUCUCUUAUAGGCAUCCCCAUAGGCCAGACAUCAUCUGCAACCAUCCCUUAAGUCUGAGUGAAACAACUUCUUUGUGGUCAGCCCCCAAGCUGCAAAUGGGGUCAUAAAUCAUGGCAUGGUAGAUGAAGGAGCCCUGGACUGGUUAUGGAUUGCGUUUUCUUUUGUGUCCUUUGUACUCAUCAUGGAUCAUUGUGUUGAUGAGAAGAGCUGCGUCAAUCAUAGUUGAUCAUCGCACAAUGUUGCUGAUACUAUAGGAGAGCUGGAUCCAAGUCUUGGCUGAUACUAGUUGUAUGAUUUAGGGCAAGUUAAUACCCUUUAGUUUCCUCCUUUAAAAUGGCAGUAAUCAUACUUCCCACAGAACUUUUGAGAGUAUCAAUUAAAAAGAUAAUUUAUAGAAUACUUUGUAAUUAUGAAAUGCUUAGACAUGUCAAAUAAUUCUAACUGCAAGCACCAUUAUCUGGCCCUUACACAUUUACCCUAAAGCCUCAGGCUUUUAGGCUUCUUCUUCUAACUGUAUUUUGCCACAGUCAUGUUUGUCUCUGGUCUUUCUCUCACCCUCAUCUCUUUUCCUCUCUUUUCUUACUAUAUUCUCCAUUCCCAUUUAAUUGGUCUCUUUCUUCCCACCACCUAAAUCCCAGCCUAGAGUGUCACUCCCCAUUACCAUUAGCACAAGAAAUAGGAUAACUGACACAGACCCAAGGCCCAUUUCAGAAGGCUAAACUACAAUUGUUAAAUUGCCCCACUGUGCCCAUGAAUUUCCUCUACAGAAUUUCUGGCAGGCGAUCUUUCAUUUUUUAUAUUAUAUCAAGUGACCAGGAGCCAUCAUUACAAGAUUAUUUUUAUUUGUUAGAAAGUUAUUCCUUCCCCUAAGUUGAAAUCUCCUUCCCUAUAAAUUCAUUUUGCUGGUCCUUAUUCUUUCCUCUGGGGUUAAAUAGGUAUCUUCUUAUGACAAUCCUCCAGAUACUUGAAGACAGAGAUUAUGUUCCCAUUUUGUGUCUUCAGGCUAAACAUUUUCAGUUCCCUUAAGCAAUCUGUUAGGCACUAGUGUCUUUUCACAAUCCUAGUAUCUUUUCUGUUUUUUGUUUUGUUUUGUUUUUUUGACAUUUGGUAGUAUUUUUUCCCUAGGUGUAUAUUAAGAAAAAUUUUAGCAUUCAUUUUUACAAGAUUUUGAGUUUCAAAUUUUUCUCCUUUCCUCCCCCCAUCCUGAAGAUGGUAGGCAAUUUGAGAUAUUUAUUCAUAUACUAUUAUAUAAAACACAUUUCCAUAUUAGUUAAAGGUUAUAAAAGAAGCAGCAGAUCAAAAGGGAAAAAAAAAUAUGAGAAAGAAUAAAGUGAAAAAAUAUGAUGUGAUCUGCACUCUUGAGACCAUCAGUUCUUUAUCUAGUUAUGGAUAGCAUUUUUUUUUAAUUUUUAUUUAAUAAUUACUUUAUAUUGACACUCGUUUCUGUUCCGAUUUUUUUUUUCCCUCCCUCCCUCCAUCCCCUCCCCUAGAUGGCAAGCAGUCCUUUAUAUGUUGGAUAUGUUGCAGUAUAUCCUAGAUACAAUAUAUGUUUGCAGAACCGAACAGUUCUCUUGUUGCACAGGGAGAAUUGGAUUCAGAAGGUAUAAAUAACCCGGGAAGAAAAACAAAAAUGCAGAUAGUUUACAUUCGUUUCCCAGUGUUCUUUCUUUGGGUGUAGCUGCUUUUGUCCGUCAUUUAUCAAUUGAAACUCGGGUCUCUGUCAAAGAAAUCCACUUCCAUCAAAAUAUGUCCUCAUACAAUAUCGUUGUCGAAGUGUAUAAUGAUCUCCUGGUUCUGCUCAUUUCACUUAGCAUCAGUUCAUGUAAGUCUCGCCAGUCCUCUCUGUAUUCAUCCUGCUGGUCAUUUCUUACAGAACAAUAAUAUUCCAUAACAUUCAUAUACCACAAUUUACCCAGCCAUUCUCCAAUUGAUGGGCAUCCAUUCAUUUUCCAGUUUCUAGCCACUACAAACAGGGCUGCUACAAACAUUUUGGCACAUACAGGUCCCUUUCCCUUCUUUAGUAUUUCUUUGGGAUAUAAGCCCAAUAGAAACACUGCUGGAUCAAAGGGUGGAUAGCAUUUUCUUUUGUGAGUCUUUUGUCUUUGUCAUGGAUCAUUGUGUUGAUGAGAAGAGUUGAGUCAAUCAUAGUUGAUCAUCACACAAUCUUGCUGAUACUGUAUACAUGUUUUCUUGAUUCUUCCCAUUACAUUUUGCAUCAGUUCAUACAAAUUUUUCCAGGUUUUUCUGAAAUCUGCCUGUCAUCAUUUCUUAUUAAUAUUCCAUUACAUUAAUAUAUCACAUCUUGUUCAAUCAUUUCCUAAUUAAUGGGCAUUCCCUCAAUUUUCAAUUCUUUGCCACCAUGAGAAAGGCUGCUAUGAAUAUUUUUGCACAUGUAAGUCCUUUUUUCUUUUUUAUGAUCUCUUUGGGAUAUAGACUACUAAUGUAAAACAAUGGAUGCAGGAGUUCCAGAAUGGAAGGGCUGCCUGGAUGAGUGUCCUUUACACCGACAUAUAGUACUUAGCAUGUGCCACGUAAUGUGCUAAGCAAUUUACAAUUACUUCAUUUGAUCCACACAACCAACCUGGAGGUAGAUGCUUUUAACUAUUAUCCCCAUUUUACAGAUGAAAAAGCUGAGUCAAACAGGUUAAGUGAUUUGCCCAGAGUCAUGCAGCUAUUAAGUGUCUGAGGUAGGAUUUGAAUCAAGGGCUUCCUGACUUCAGGUCUAGUGCUCAAUCCACUGUGCCACCUAUCUGCACCUAAGAAAGUAAAGAUAGUGGGUGGGAAUACUGGGGGCCUUUGUUUUGAGUCCCAGUCUGCAGCUAGCUUAUUAGGUGACAUUGAGCCUGCUUCUCCUCAGUUUCCCCAUUUGUGAAAUAGUGCUUCCACUUAAUUUUUUUUUUAACAUCACCUACAUUUUCCAAUCUAUCUUUAUCCCCUUCCAGAACCCUCUCCCUCAUGAUCAAUAACUUAAAAAUUUUUUUAGUAAAACCAACUGAGUCAUUGAAAAUGGAGUUCAUUAAGUGCAGUUUCCUACCCUUUGCAAAUAAUUGAGAGGUGCCUUCUGAGAUCUUCUUAGGGUUUACCUUCCUAUAGUACUUUAUAAAAUAAUUUCCUCAUAACAACACUAAUCUAGAUAGUGUAUCUAUCAUUCCCAUUUUACACAGAAGGAAAGUGAGGUUUAGCAAGAGAAAGUGAUUUGCCCACAUUCACAAGGCCCACAGUGAAAAUCAAAUCUCCAAACUAACUGUUCAAAGCUCUUCAAAAUACACCUUCCUCUCAGUUGGGAGCAUCAAAUGGAAUUUUUUUUUUUAGUUUAGGGUCUAGAGGGCAGACUCCUGAAGGCAUCCAGAGGAGCCAGCUUGCUCUGGGACAUUCUCAUUCUUAAGAACAAAACCUAAAGCUGGAAAAUCCUAAUCUGGGCUGCUAAAGGGAUCAAAUUGUUGAGGAGCCUUCCACUCUUGGCAAUAGAAGCAAACCCUUUCUGUAAAAACUUGAAUCAAUUAAAAGCAUUAUACAAAUGAAACACUUGAGCCCAGGGAUCUUUUGUCUCUUAGGCUGGGUCUCACAGUCCACCCUACAGAGUUGGGGGAGAGGGGAAGGAGAGAGCAAUGCAGUGAGCUGGACUCAAUUUUGUUCUUUUGUUCAUGCUACUCCUAGACUUGGGAUGCUACCCUUUUUCUCUCUGCCUGUUGGAUUUCUACUCCUCUUUAAAGGCCAACUCAAAUAUCUCCUCCAUAAAACCUUCCCCAACCCCACCUCAGACUUCAACUCUGCCUUUCAUGCAUUAGCAUAUGAUAUAUAUGUAAGUGCCAUAUCUUAUCUGCCUUCUCCAACAUCCCACUAGAAUGUGAGCUUCCUAAGUCCAAUGACAAUCAUCAAACAGAACCUCAGCUAUACCUAGUAAGCCUCCAGUAGUUAUUAAAUUGAAUUUCACUAUCAGUGUAGCCGCUUCUCUGCUCACAGAAUCCAUUUGCUUCAUUUUAGAUGAGAAAAUGGUGACCCAGGGAGGUUGUGACUUGCUCCCAAGGUUCGACUGUACACCCCUGAUUCCAUCAUUAUUAUAUGCUAGGAAGGGGUAGAAAUGGAAUAUGAGUGCCGGUUCUCUUAAAGGCUAAAUCCAAUGCUCCUUUCACUAUAUCCUACUUUACUUACAAUCAAGGCAUUAAGGGAAUCUAGAACCAGAGAAUGAAUAUAAGAAUUAUGUUUUGCUAAACUCAUUUUCCUCAGUGCUGGUCUGGUAAUUGAGAUCAAAUUGUUUCUACCUUGUGAUUUAGUUGCAGUUCUCAGGGCAUUAGCUCCUUAGAUAGAACCUAUGAAAAAGAAAGAGACUCUAAGGUCAAAAAGGGCCGUGGAGACUACUGAGUUCAAUCCCCAUUUUAAAGAUAUGGAAAAUGAGGCAUAGAGCAAACAAUUAAAUGAUUUGUCCAGAGUCACACAGCUAGAAAAUGACUGAUUUGCAAUUUGAACCUGGGUGUACCUGACUUCAGGUCUGAAGGCCUAUCCAUUUUUUCCACGUUGUCUCUCUGAUGUUGAGCAAUUCAAAAAAGAAAUCGGGUCAUCAGGGGUAGUGGUAGGAGAGGGACUAAACCAUUCAUAAAGAUCCCAAGGACUACACAUUCACUUAGAAAAUCACAUUAACAUUAUCUAUUUUAUACUAUUAGGUUUUUAUUUCAUUAAAUAUUUCCCAAUUAGAUUUUAAUUGAAUUCAUGCAGUACCCAGGAGUGUUGUGAGACUCAAACUCUUCUCAUGUAGAAGACCCCAGACCCUGGCCCCAGAGCUAUCCUCUUUCACUAAUUUCUGAUCUUCCUCCAACCCCUGACACUAGGCUUAGAGCCACUUGAUCUUUGGUCCCUGAGCAUGGGAUCUGUGCAUAAAUAAAAGAAAACAUUCAUUAGUUUUUAAAGCUUCAAA
This is a messenger RNA of Antechinus flavipes (yellow-footed antechinus), 8227 nucleotides long. It is a transcript of the gene KCNS1, whose product is annotated as potassium voltage-gated channel modifier subfamily S member 1. Gene Ontology annotation, biological process: regulation of delayed rectifier potassium channel activity; potassium ion transmembrane transport; protein homooligomerization. Gene Ontology annotation, cellular component: voltage-gated potassium channel complex; membrane. Gene Ontology annotation, molecular function: delayed rectifier potassium channel activity; protein binding. The transcript is spliced from 2 exons. Lineage: Eukaryota; Metazoa; Chordata; Mammalia; Dasyuromorphia; Dasyuridae. The coding region runs from base 77 to 1504 and encodes 475 amino acids. The record is from RefSeq and is a predicted model, not a curated record.